UCCCGAAGUUGCUGGUGAAGGGCACCCACUGUCAGGGCUGGCUUUGGGUAUUUUGUUCUUGUCUUGUCUGCCGAGUAGAAACGGGGGGAUUCAAAUCCUGCGUGCUGCGUCUUAGCAAACGGGAAGGCAAAAGUUGGGCAGGCAGUGUGACCUUGUCUGGGGCGGAGGGGACCACUUUUUGUAGAAGCUGUGAAAUGUGAUGGGGAAUUUGCCUCACGGACUGCUGGAGAACAGCAGCCUCCCCGAGCCUGGAGUUAGGGGCUUAACUGGGACUGGAUUCACCUCUAACCAGGGGGAGGGAAGUGCAAGGUGCACGCUUAUAAGGAUCUCCAGAAGCUAAUUUUUCUGUUUUCUUCUGGGUAUUUUUUGUUUAGCCUUACGUGUUCAAGUUUGUAACUGUCUCAGAAAAUUUAUUUGCAGGCUAAUUUUAUUCCAGAAUGCUGGAAAAGUUGCAUAUCACCCCUGACACAUUCAGCUCUUACGUGUUCCUCCCUGUAGCAGACUCAGCCCAGUAGUUGCUUCCUUUUCAGUGAGCAACGGGAUGAGGGAAUGUGCCUCUGUCAUUAUCAGUGGUGAGCCUUGCAGCCUGGGGUUUUGGAAUAGCUCAGCACCAUCUGCAUGUAUCUAAAUGCCUCUUCCUGGGUGUCACUGCACAGUCCAGGCUGCUCGUGUGGAUUCUGGGUGCCAUGGGUGCAGAUGCAGAUAGCUGAAGUGUUCUCUGCAAUGCUGGAAAGGCUUUGUAGCAGCUACUGUGAGCUGGUAACUGUCAGAAGGGGUUGUUAGCUUAGGGAUAACGGGUAUUGGCAAAAUAAGUUUUUCAAUCUGUAGGUUUGUGUGAUUUCAUGAUCUGUUUUCAUCACCUUUUUUUCUUCUUUCCCUCCUGCUUUUUCUUUUUCAGGGUGAUCUUGAGUUCUUCUUAACUUGCUAGUGCUCAGCCUCCUCAUGCCUCCAUCUCCUUUAGACGACAGGGUAGUAGUGGCACUUUCGAGGCCAGUGAGACCUCAGGAUCUCAACCUGUGUUUAGACUCUAGCUUCCUUGAAUCUGCCUCUUCUGCUGCUGAGAGCCACUCCAGUCUGCUUGGUGCAGCUGUCGUGUCCCUAAAGACUGCUAAUCUCACGUAUAUGCCCUCAUCCAACGGCUCUGCACGCUCCCUGAGUUGUGGAUGCAGCAGUGCCAGUUGCUGCACUGUGGCAACGUACGACAAGGACACUCAGGCCCAAACUCAAGCGAGCACCAGCAGCACCCACGCCGGAGCCUCCCCCGCCUGCCCUGCCAACCAAAUGGUCAACAGCAAUGAGAGCGCCGGCAGCCUGAGCCCGCUGGGCGGAGUGGGGAGCCCCGUCUCGGGCAGCGCCAAGCAACUCGCCAGCAUCAAAAUCAUCUACCCCAAUGAUCUGGCCAAGAAGAUGACCAAAUGUAGCAAGAGCCACCAACAGAACCAAGGGCCUGUCAUCAUUGACUGCAGGCCCUUCAUGGAGUAUAAUAAGAGCCACAUUCAAGGGGCUGUCCACAUUAACUGUUCUGACAAGAUCAGCCGGAGAAGGCUCCAGCAGGGCAAGAUCACUGUCUUGGACUUGAUCUCCUGCCGGGAAGGCAAGGACUCCUUCAAGAGAAUCUUUUCCAAAGAAAUCGUAGUUUAUGAUGAGAAUACCAAUGAGCCAAGCAGAGUGAUGCCUUCCCAGCCACUCCACAUAGUGCUGGAGUCACUCAAGCGAGAAGGCAAGGAGCCCCUAGUCCUAAAAGGAGGACUCAGCGGUUUCAAGCAGAACCACGAAAACCUCUGCGACAAUUCCCUCCAGCUGCAAGAGUGCCCCGAGGGGGGAGGAGGGGGCGGCGCCUCCGCUGUGCCCCCCGUGCUACCUCAGUCCAUCCCCACCACGCCAGACAUCGAGAACGCUGAGCUCACCCCCAUCCUGCCCUUCCUCUUCCUCGGAAACGAGCACGAUGCUCAGGACUUGGAGAAAAUGCAGAGGAUGAACAUCGGCUACGUCAUCAACGUGACCACCCACCUGCCCCUGUACCAUUACGAGAAAGGCAUGUUCAACUACAAGCGGCUCCCGGCCACUGACAGCAACAAGCAGAAUCUCAGGCAGUAUUUUGAAGAGGCUUUUGAGUUCAUUGAGGAAGCUCAUCAGUGUGGGAAAGGUCUCCUCAUCCACUGCCAGGCCGGUGUCUCUCGAUCUGCCACCAUCGUUAUCGCGUACUUAAUGAAGCACACACGCAUGACCAUGACGGAUGCCUAUAAAUUUGUCAAAGGCAAACGACCAAUCAUUUCCCCCAACCUUAACUUUAUGGGGCAGUUACUGGAGUUCGAAGAAGAUCUGAACAAUGGAGUCACCCCACGAAUCCUCACACCGAAGCUGAUUGGCGUAGAGACUGUCGUGUGACAGCCGAGCUGCGAGGGGGCUGAACCUGUUCUUCACCUGAUUUGGGGCAGUGAUGGGUGGGUUGUGGGGUUUUCUUUUUAGCUUUCAAAGGGGAGUUUUGUGGCAAACUUUUUGUGAAUAAAAACCUUUUUUUGUAAGGAAAGGUUUUUAAAAGAUCCAAGAACUUUGCUGGGUUUGGGAUGCUGUUAUGAUUUCCUUCUCAGACACCAGCAGAGCAGGGAGGCUUCAGAGCAAAAGGAGUACUUUUUAAAAUAAAAACAACAACAAGAAGAAGAAACGUUGGGCUUUUUUUCUUUUAAUUUUUAUUUUUCCCCUCCUCUCUGGCUACUUGUAGAGUUUAUGGCUAAGUAGUCUGUGCAGGUUCAUAGACUGAAGAAACCUAAGUUGAAGACAAAACACAAAUAGCCAAAACAAAGCAGAAAAAAAACUUCCCUGAAACAGAAGGGCCUUCGUUCUGCAAAGGCUUUGCUAAAGAUAACCUAGCAAAAUGCUCACCGAUGCAAAGGAAAUCAGAGCAGCUUAAAAGUCUGCAAGGCACUUUUCACACUCCUGACUCAAACUAAAGAAGAAAACAAAGUUCAUUUGGCGUGUUUCAUGUUCCAGUUCUAUUUUUCUAUUUUGGGGUGUAAGGUUUUAACAGUAAGGGACUUCGAUCAUUCUAUGCCAUAUGCCUUCACUGGCUUCUUGUGCAAUAAUAAUUUGGGGUUUGUUUUGAGUGUUCAAACCAAUUAAGAGUUGGCUGCCCACUAAUAAUAAGAUAAUAAUUUUUAAAGUCUAAUAGUGCAACAGCAGCCAGCUUGGUUCAGAAAGGAUAAAUGAGAGCAGUUAUUUUGUUCCUUUAUAUGAUUUUGAAUCCUGGUUACAGUGCCAUAAACCUUGUUACAUAUGUAUAUCAGAAUGUACAAAAAUCUAGAACAAGCAAAGUUUAUUUAAAAAUAUUUUUCGCACAAAAUAUUGGUGUGUUUCAGUUGUCUAUGUAAAAGAAAUUUGAUUAUAAAACAAAAAAAUCUUUUGGAAAGUGUGUGUCCUUUUAUUUCUUUAGCCAUUUUCCAUUUUCUUUCUAUGGGAUGGGGUUUUUGUUUUGUUCCCUUCGGUUUGAUUUUUUUGUGGCAUUGUACCUCUCACAUUGACAAAAUUGAUCUCUCGUUUGGCAUCUCCCCUUCAGUGUUGCGUUCCUGUCCUCUGCUGGUGGAACAUGUUUUCUUUGCUUUCUGCUCUACUCUUGCAUCUCUCUGUAACCAGAUUUUUCUCUCUGGUUCGACUGAAUUAGCACUUACUGGUGAGGGCUUUUUGGAACAGACCUGUUAUUUUUACAGCUCAGUAGCUGUUUGGAAAAAUAAGAAAUAAACAAUCUCCACUGAUUCCUUUCCAUAUUCCUGUAGUUAACUUAUCUUCUAUGUCACAAAAUUGUCCGGUUCUUAGACAUAUGUUGGUCAUGUGUGCUUUUCCCUGGCCUCUCUAUAGCCCCCUUGUUUUGUAGUUCCACAAUUCCAGGGAAUCAUCCUCCUGGGAUUUUUCCCUUCCCUCUUGCCCUUCUUCCCCCUCCUUUUCCAGCUGUGUCAGUGUUGUGUGGUGUGUAUUGUAGGGCUGAUGUCUUUGCCUGACAGUGUCCCUUGGGUGGCUGACUUUCGCUUUCCUUGUUUGUGUUCACUUUUUUUUUAACGAUAUGGUAUAACCUGAUCUGUUCUGGACUGUUACCACCUCUAAAAUUUAUUUGUGUGAGCCUAAAAUUAAUUAGAAAACAUUUCUUGUAUGAUUCUGUUGUGGAAAUUGAUGUGUCCCAGGAAGGCUGAUAGCAGUGAAGGCUUUUCCUAGAUGAAAACCUACAUGGACUGAACCAAGUGUAAAACAGGACCUGUUGGAAAACUUAAUGUAUAAUCACAUUAGACAUGUAUAUUUUUGUGGACAUUUUACUUAAAAUGUUGUUACUAUACAGAUAUUUUCUUGAAACUUAUCCCUUUAUUAAAUUAUUUUUCUACUGGA
Molecule: messenger RNA, 4371 nt
Organism: Cyanistes caeruleus (blue tit)
Lineage: Eukaryota; Metazoa; Chordata; Aves; Passeriformes; Paridae
Source: RefSeq, a predicted model, not a curated record